This is a messenger RNA of Prunus persica (peach), 2597 nucleotides long. RefSeq lists its product as uncharacterized. NCBI's taxonomy places the organism in Eukaryota, Viridiplantae, Streptophyta, Magnoliopsida, Rosales, Rosaceae. The coding region runs from base 1 to 2217 and encodes 738 amino acids. The record is from RefSeq and is a predicted model, not a curated record. The transcript has 8 exons.
AUGGUUGGUCAAAUGAAGUUGAUGAUUGCAGAGGAACAAAAGUUCCAAGGGAAAGCAUUGUCGCUAUCCCAUAUGAAGACCGCAAUCACUACGAUAAAGGAGAAAUUCACUGAACAGCAGCUGCAAAUGUUUGAACAGAGUUGUUUUGGUCAUCUCCUACGGAUUGAGGACCUCAAGUGGACUUCUCCAAUUGUCCACAGCUUGCUGCUCAGGAAAGCUGAUCCCAAGACAGUUUCCCAACUGAACGGGAUCAAAUUCAUUGUUGGCAAUAAGGUCAUCCAAUUCACGGCGCAGCAAUUUUGCAUCGUGACAGGGCUAAGGUUUGGAAACCUUCCCUUUAUUCCGAUUCCCACUAAUGAGAACUGCUCAUUGAAACGGAAGUACUUUGCCAAUGAUAAAACUGUGAACCUGUUGGAAUUAGAAAAGGCCUUCCUCGAAUGCGAUAAUGUGGACGAUGUAUUGAAGCUCGGAUUCGUAUACUUUGCUGUGUUUGUGCUGUUGGGCAGUGAAAAACAUGUCCACAUUGACAUGCGAUAUUUGAAAUUGGCGGAAGACCUUGAAGACUUUGGGAAGUAUCCAUGGGGUGCUGUGUGUUAUGCAAAGACAAAUGCGUCACUGCUGAGGGCACUUUGUGCAGAUUACCAGCGAGUGAAAAUUUGGGCGUAUGAGGUAUUUCCAGCGUUGGCUGCACUACAUUUGGUGGUGCACGAAGAUAAUGCGUACAUCCCUCGUUUACUACAUUGGAUGAGCAAUAGUUCGCCGCGUUUUUAUGAGCUAAUGAGCCAAGUAUUCAAGAACCGUGAGGUUGAUGUGCAGCUUCUCCGGCCAUCUGGUACAGUCGCGUCCACUGAGUUACGUACUUUGAAGCGUGACUUUCAAAGGACAAAGGAUGAAUUGGCCAAAGUUGCCAUAUCAAAUCAAGCGCUUCGCAAUAGAGUGCAUCAGUUGGAAGACAUGGUACGGAAGGAGUCAUUGAAAGUUGAAAGAGAGUUCGAAAAAAAUAAAAAGUGUGUGGAGGAUUUUCGCAACACCCUGGCUUCAAUGGAGCAUUCUUUUAAGGUGGAGAUAGAGCAAAUGAAAAUACGAAAUCGUGGGGUGAAUGAAGGUGGGGAAGGACAUGAGGACCUCGGUAGUCCUCAUAUGAAUGAAGGAGCAGCCGAUGACUUCUCGCCUCCACAUGAGUAUGUUAGUCCGCCUACAGAACCGGCAGUAAUGGAAACACAAGUCCCCGCUGAUGGAGCCGAACCUUCCGCAGCCAUGGUAGUCGAAGAGGCAGCAAUGACUGCUUCAGUUGCUGACUUAGAAGUGCAUGAAGCAGCUGAGCAGGCACAAUCCGAGAAGCUGCCUACCCCGGAAGAUGUGGCGGGGUGUGACGAAAUCUGCCAAAGAGUGUUGUUUUUGUUGCAAGAUUGGAAAAAGAUUCAGAGUAUGCCAUCGGGAGGUCCAAUGAAUCCUCCAAGUCUACCCACAGUUAGUAUGGCUGGUGAUGAAGAAGGGAGUUCGAGUGUUGAAGAAAAGGAAGUGGAAGGUAAAGGGUGCAGACAGAAGCGCCCGGCGCAGACAUUGUUGAGCCCAUUUACUGAUCCUUUGAGGAAGAAGAGGACGAUGAGUGUGUCGGCCGCGAUUGCAACCCCGCCAUGUUUUGAUCCAACAAAACCCGUGCCCAUUGAAGAUGUGAAGGCAGUAAUAGAGUUUUGCACUGCCUGGAAAAACGAUAUCAGUGCGGAGGUGCAGCUGGAAUCAUUUUCAGUGGGCGCAGAUUUUUUCUACAAACUUAUCGAUGACACGGAAUGGGUUAGCUCAAGGCACCUGGACAUGGCAACCUUUCUUAUCCGGAAAAGGCAACUCUCUCAUCCGUUGGUAUUUGGAACUGACUGGACAACGGCAGAUUAUUGCUUGCAGCAAUUUCUAGAGCCGUUGAAACCGACUGCGAAGAAACGUGGAGCGAAGAAGGCAGCUGCUUCAAACACCGUUGACCUUCCACCUAACAAGCUCAAGAAUAUACAUCACUAUGUGCGCGGUACGUGGCAGACGGGUAUGGCCAAGCUUGGACAAAAGUCCGGAAGGUCUAUUUUCCAUAUAAUCUUCGAGGGUCCCACUGGGUUGCAAUCGAAAUUGAUUUCGUCAGACAUACUGCAACUGUGUAUGACUCCUAUGUUGCGUAUACCAAAUCUUCGAGGCUGGUUACACUGCUGCACCCUAUUAGCGAUACACUAGCACGAGUGCUGUACGAGAUGCACUUUUAUGAAGAUUCUGAGGUUGAAGAGGUUAAGCAAAAGGGGCUGCAGAUGUCGAGGUUUACGCCAUUCUCAGUUUGCAGCAUUGCAGGUCUUCCACAACAACAAGAUGGUACGUCUUGCGGAAUUAUAACCGUCAAAUUCAUCGAGCAUCUUAGUGCUAGGAUUUCGGUGGAUAAAGUUGACCCUUUGAAGAUCAAGUAUUACCGACUGAAGCUUGCAAUUGAGGGUUUAAGGGGGGAGGCAUAUUUAUGAGGUAAAUGUCUUAAUGUCCGUGAAUUCACCUCACUAUGGACUUAUGACUUGGGAAUUCACUUUGCUCAUAACUUAUGUCAGGAACUCCUUCAUAUGAACAUGCAG